AGGGAGAUCGGUAACAAAGGUCUCCGUGGAAGUACAUUACACCGUAUUAUAGAUGUAUCGUAGGAACCAAUCGAUCGUCACCGUCGUCGUCACCAUCGUGACAUUGGCACCUAAGGCGGCCGCUUCAUCAAAAGGGGCGACGAGGAUAGGCGACCCACCGGUCAUCUCCCCUCUUUCCCUCUGUUACUCGCCUUAACCCUAGCCCUAGCCUCGGAUUCUCCCCCACGUGUCCCCAGUUCUCCAUCUUGAGCUACUUCGGCGGCCCUAAAGAUCCCAAUAUUAUAUCUCUAUCGUCCUUCGAUGUUCGUCUGGGGUUUCCGUUCCGCUUCUGGGUAGGAAGGCGAACGGGUUGAGUAGUUUGAUCUGUUGAAUCUGAUGGAGGGCUUGGGGGGACUGGGAUUCAGUGGUACAAACGCAGUGAUGAAGAAGCCGAGGAGUGCCACCCUGAGACGACCUCGGCCCGAGGCACAGCUGGUUUCAGAAUCUUGUGACAUCUCACCCCUAUCUUCUACUCCAUCCUUGAAUAAUUCAAGGAAGUUCUCUCCUGAUGAUGAUGGAGGUAGUGAAUCCAGCGUCCGAAGGAAAGAAUUUUAUCUUAACAACCCUCCUCCAAAGAGUUCAUCUAUUAAUAUAGCUUCUUCGAAGAAAACCAAGAAAGUCGAUAAGGUAUUUGGAGAAGUUGAUGGGGGAUAUCAUGGAGUUAGCAGUUCGCGAGGCGGACAUAGGUCUGACAUGAAACGUUGCAGUGAAGGUGUUCUUGCCCCAGCUAAGUGGAAAAAUACGGACAGGGUCAAAGAAGACAAUGAGAAACACUCAAUAUCCCCAGAUGCAAACGUUCGAAAGAGUGAUGGGAGUUAUAAUGUGGAUCAGUCAGAAGGGAUCUCUAAUGUUAUUGCUGAAAACAAGCCUAGGAAGGUGAAACUCAAGGUUGGUGGAGUCACACGCACAAUACUGGAGACAGGUGAUGAUGGAUCUUCUGCAAAACCUCCACGUUCCUUGGAUUCCUCUCGGCAUCGUCUAAAGCUCAUUGCCCGGUUGCAGGAUUACUCUGAUGGUCACUCCCUGCCCGAAAGGGGGAAUGGCUCACAAGGAGAUCAGGGGAAGCAAUUGAGUGGAUCGAGCUUUAUUCAUGGGAUGGAGGAGGCUUCUACGGCAACAGUUGCUGAAGCAAGCUUAGUUGGAAAGCAAACAGACAAACUGCAUAUGCUACCCUCUUCUGCGCCUACUCGUAAGAGUAAGAGGGUCCCAAAGAGGCGUAUGUUUGAUGAUGAUGAGGAGGAUGAAGAGAUUCGUUACCUUGAGAAACUUAAAUCUUCUAAGGUUUCUGCAGAUGAUUCAGCAGGAAAUGAUGGUAGCAGCGAGAAUAUCAUUCAGAAAAAGAAAUUACUCAAGAUUCCUAGAAAUAGAAAUACUGCUUUUGAGGUGGAUGAGGACUAUACAUCUUCUCGAUCAAGUAAAGAUAAUAGAAGGAAGUUGAGGCCAGGAAGGGAAUCUGAUGAUACAGACUAUGUCGAAGAGGAAGAACCUGGUUCCGAUGGUGAGACAGAGAUCAAGAGAAGGAAACAGAAGGAAACUAGUGGGUCACCAGCUGACGUUAGAACCGAACCUCUUACUACACGACAGCGGGCACUUCAAUCAGGAAAAGCUGGCAAUGGUGAAAGUUUUGUCGAGUUCCCAAAUGGGUUGCCACCUGCACCUUCUAGAAAACAAAAGGAGAAGCUAUCUGAAGUGGAGAUACAAGCAAAAAAAGCAGAAGCUGCUCAAAGACGGAAAAUGCAAGUAGAGAAGCAAGCCAGAGAAUCUGAGGCUGAGGCUAUAAGGAAAAUAUUAGGCCAAGAUUCUGACAAGAAAAAGGAAGAAAAGAAGCAGAAAGAACUUGAAGAAAAGGCAAGGUUUGCUAAGUCACAAGCAUUAGGUCCAAGCACCAUUAGAUGUGUCAUUGGACCUGGUGGCACAGUCGUAACAUUUGCUGAUGAUGUAGGCCUUCCAAGUAUAUUCAACUCCAGGCCUUGCAGUUACCCUCCUCCACGAGAGAAAUGUGCUGCCCCGUCAUGUUCAAAUGCAUACAAGUAUCGGGAUUCCAAGACUAAGCUUCCCUUGUGUAGUCUACAGUGCUAUAGAGAAGUCAAAGGAAGUGCUGAGUCAACGAUAACUUGUUAAUAUUUCUAUACUUGAAUAUAUGUGAUUCUACAGGAGCAAGGUUAUUCUCAAGAUGUAUCUACCUGAUAUGGUGAAGAGGACAGUUUUGGCCAGCAAAUCAAUUUGUUAUGCUAAAUAGUCUUGUUUCUGCACUGGCGAGCGGAUAAGUUGAAAAUACACACAAAUCCAAUUUUUUUUGCCCGUGCAAGUUAUUAAGAUCAUUCUUUUCAGUAA
Molecule: messenger RNA, 2373 nt
Organism: Musa acuminata subsp. malaccensis (wild Malaysian banana)
Lineage: Eukaryota; Viridiplantae; Streptophyta; Magnoliopsida; Zingiberales; Musaceae
Biological process (GO): chromatin remodeling
Cellular component (GO): Ino80 complex
Source: RefSeq, a predicted model, not a curated record